GAGAACUUGGGCUCAGUGAAGAGACGUGCCGGAGCAUGAGUUCCAAGUCAAAAUCCAUAGGGAUCAUUGGAGCUCCUUUCUCAAAGGGACAGCCACGAGGAGGGGUGGAAGAAGGCCCUACUGUAUUGAGAAAGGCUCGUCUCCUCGAGAAACUUAAAGAACAAGGGUGUGAUGUGAAAGAUUAUGGGGACCUGACCUUUGCUGAUGUCCCUAAUGACAUUCCCUUUCAAACUGUGAAGAACCCAAGGUCGGUGGGACAAGCUAACGAGCAGCUGGCUAGUGUGGUGGCAGAAGUCAAGAAGAAUGGGCGAACCAGCUUGGUACUCGGCGGAGAUCACAGUUUAGCGAUUGGAAGCAUCUCUGGCCAUGCCAAGGUCCACCCUGACCUCUGUGUCAUUUGGGUGGAUGCUCACUCCGAUAUUAACACUCCAGUGACAACCCCAAGUGGGAACAUGCAUGGACAACCUGUGUCUUUUCUCCUGAAGGAAUUGAAGGGAAAGAUCCCUGAUGUACCAGGAUUCUCCUGGGUGACUCCCUGCAUAUCUGCUAAAGACAUUGUAUAUAUUGGCUUGAGAGAUGUGGACCCUGGUGAACACUACAUUAUGAAAACCUUGGGUAUUAAAUACUUUUCAAUGACUGAAGUGGAUAAACUGGGAAUUGGCAAGGUGAUGGAAGAAACACUCAGCUAUCUACUAGGAAGAAAGAAAAGGCCAAUUCAUCUCAGUUUUGAUGUUGAUGGACUAGACCCAUCUUUGACACCAGCUACUGGCACACCAGUCACAGGAGGUCUGUCUUACAGAGAAGGUCUCUACAUUACAGAAGAAAUUUGCAAAACAGGGCUACUCUCAGGAUUAGACAUAAUGGAAGUGAAUCCAUCUCUGGGGAAGACACCAGAAGAAGCGACUCGAACAGUGAACACAGCAGUAGCAAUAACCUUGGCUUGUUUUGGAGUUGCUCGGGAGGGCAAUCAUAAAGAUAUUAACUACCUUAGCCCACCUAAGUAAAUCUGGAAACAUCAUAUAAAAAUCUUAUAGCUAAUGACAUGAUUAGUCAAUGUAAUAAUUAAGCCUACAGUUAUCCUCCCAAAGACUGUUCUUUUCAGAAAAAUGCUUUGUCUUAGGAAAUAUUAUACAAUUAGUAUAAACUGUAUAAACUGACUUGCCACUUGGUGUGAAAUUCAAGAUUUGGAAAUUCUAACUUUAGUAAAAUUAAGAAGUUUAUAGUCCCCAUUCUGGCAAAAGAUUUAUUUUUGGAAAUAAAAGUAUACAUUGAUUUCUCAUUGAGAAUUUGCUGACACUUAUAUAUACACACAUGCAUAUGUACAUCCUACUUAAACUACUACAAAGAUUUAAAAAGCUGCAGUGAAAUUAUUCCCAAAGCACUGCAAGAUCUUGAAGAGUGUGGGCUGUGAAGCUCUGCUCGAGUGUGGAACUGCUUCCCGGUCCGUGCUGCCAUGCUGGUGGGAUCCUGGGGCUUUUGUUUGUUUGUUUUGAAUUGUUUGUUUUCUU
Trichechus manatus latirostris (Florida manatee) is the source of this 1508-nucleotide messenger RNA. RefSeq names its product arginase 1 (gene ARG1). Gene Ontology annotation, cellular component: cytoplasm; nucleus; cytosol. The coding region runs from base 36 to 1004 and encodes 322 amino acids. The transcript has 8 exons. Gene Ontology annotation, molecular function: arginase activity; manganese ion binding. The record is from RefSeq and is a predicted model, not a curated record. NCBI's taxonomy places the organism in Eukaryota, Metazoa, Chordata, Mammalia, Sirenia, Trichechidae.